Lachnellula hyalina is the source of this 1242-nucleotide messenger RNA. RefSeq names its product putative mitochondrial carrier protein (gene YMR166C). Gene Ontology annotation, biological process: magnesium ion export from mitochondrion. Gene Ontology annotation, molecular function: magnesium ion transmembrane transporter activity. The coding region runs from base 1 to 1242 and encodes 413 amino acids. The record is from RefSeq and is a predicted model, not a curated record. The transcript has 3 exons. NCBI's taxonomy places the organism in Eukaryota, Fungi, Ascomycota, Leotiomycetes, Helotiales, Lachnaceae.
AUGUCCCUGGCCUCUCGCGUUGCCAAUUUGUUCUCUUCAUCAACAAGUCUUCAACAGAGCACCAACGAGUUCGACUUGGUUGAUGAUGGAGGCCCGGCGGGGAAACAAGGUCUCGCGGAUAUUAGAAUGGGAGCAGACAGCGUCAUGUCGGAAACAAAUGCACAGAAAGCGGUCGAGGAGGAGGCACGACCGCCUUACCUUCAUUCUAUGAUUGCUGGAGGGAUCGGUGGGACUACUGGGGACCUCUUGAUGCACUCUCUAGAUACGGUCAAGACUCGUCAACAGGCCGAUCCGAGUUUUCCCCCGAAGUAUACAACCAUGGCAUCUUCGUACUCUACAAUCUUCCGGCAAGAAGGCUUACGGAGAGGGCUGUAUGGUGGAUGGCUUCCAGCUUUACUUGGAUCAUUCCCUGGGACCAUCAUUUUCUUUGGCACAUACGAGUACAGCAAAAGACACAUGAUAGAUUACGGCAUCACCCCGCAGAUUGCCUAUCUUACAAGUGGAUUCGUUGCAGACUUUGCAGCUUCUUUCGUAUACGUCCCAUCCGAAGUCCUAAAAACCCGUCUCCAACUCCAAGGCCGGUACAAAAACCCAUACUUCAAAUCCGGAUAUAACUACAAGGGCACAGCCCACGCUGCCCGAACCAUAGUCCGCCAAGAAGGCUUCUCCGCUCUCUUCUAUGGUUACAAAGCGACAAUCUUCCGUGACCUCCCCUUCUCCGCAUUGCAGUUCACAUUCUACGAGCAAGCACAAACUUGGGCCAGGAAAUGGAAACAGAGCAGGGAUAUUGGACUACCGCUGGAACUUUUCACGGGGGCUGCGGCAGGGGGACUUGCUGGAGUUAUCACCUGCCCGCUUGAUGUGGUGAAGACGAGGAUUCAGACUCAGGUUAAUCCGUCUACGGAGCCAUCUGUUAAGCAGACGCCUGCUCAACCUCCUGCAUUGGCCGAGGGGAAGCCGGGAGCAAAUUCUUCACUGAGACAACAGAUUCGGUCGAUCUCUACUUCGUCCCCCUCAACGCAUACUCCGCGCCCUGGGUGCAUUAAUCUUGAUACAUCCUCAGUAUUCACCGGAUUAAAACUUAUCUACAAGACUGAGGGUAUAGCUGGAGGUUUCAGAGGCGUAGGACCAAGAUUCGUGUGGACGAGCGUUCAGAGUGGAUGUAUGCUGUUCUUGUACCAAACGAUUUUGAAGAAAUUGGAUGUUUAUACAGCUUCUGAGAAUCAGGAGUCUGCUUUAUGA